This is a messenger RNA of Aspergillus chevalieri, 3780 nucleotides long. RefSeq lists its product as uncharacterized. The transcript has a single exon. Gene Ontology annotation, biological process: DNA integration. Gene Ontology annotation, molecular function: nucleic acid binding. The record is from RefSeq and is a predicted model, not a curated record. The coding region runs from base 1 to 3780 and encodes 1259 amino acids. Lineage: Eukaryota; Fungi; Ascomycota; Eurotiomycetes; Eurotiales; Aspergillaceae.
AUGGACACCCAACGAGCGACAGAACUAGUGAAAUUCUUUGGAAUCCCCACCCGACAACUCAAUACACCGAUUGGCACAAAAGGGUAUGAUGGACGAGCUGGCUCAACCAUCACUGAUGCUAUUGUUUGCCACCUGCUUGUGGGCAAACGACGAUUCCUGAACCAGCCCUUCCUGAUUGCCGACUUGGGCCAACAUGACAUGAUCAUUGGACGGAAAUGGUUCGACAGCCAUGAUGUCUGGUUGAAUGUGAAACAUAGAAAACUGGUUUGGCCAGAACAACGGAGCUGCUUGGAUGACAUCCAGAGCAAGCAGUAUUUGGAGGCUCCAAAACAGAUCCUGCAGCGUCCUAAGCCUGACCCUACCCACCAGGCUGAUAUGGAGCGACGUGAUCGACGAAUUGAGAAAGAAGAACAGAAGGAACAGUACCGAGUUCCUCGGAAGGAGGAAGCAGACCGGCGAUCAGACAUGGCCAAGAUGUCACGCGCCCUACAGGGUCAGGAGAUUAGCACCAUCACUACCAAUUCAAAGCCCCAAGGGAGGACAACAGACCGAUCAGCAAUCCAAAUUGAUAUCGCAGCAAUUGGAGCAGCACCAUUCCAAAGACACCUGAAGAGAAAGGACACUGAGGUCUUCAUUGCCAGCCUGUCUGAAAUUGACCGCAUCAUUGAAGAAAAACGCGAGAAGGAACGCCAGAAGGAAGAUCACAAUGAGCAGGAAUUGGUACAGCAACUACUGCCCAGACAGUACCAGGAAUAUGCAGAUGUUUUCUCCAAGGCCGCCUCUGAUGAGCUGCCCCCUCAACGGACGAAUGACUACCGGAUUGAACUGGAGGAAGGGAAGACUGCAGAGUCAGAAGUGGGAUAUAGCCCCCUGUAUAAGCAGACUGCAGAGGAACUGGAGGCUGCACGAGACUACAUUGUGGACAACCUCCACAAGGGAUUUAUUGGACCCAGUGCAGCCCCUUUUGCCUCACCUAUCUUGAUGGCACAGAAGCCAGGGGGUGGACUACGGUUUUGUGUUGACUAUCGAAAGUUGAAUGCCAUUACCCGAAAAGAUCGAUACCCCAUCCCAUUGGUUGAUGAGUUGAUGGAGAGAACCAGUGGUGCAAAAAUCUUUACAAAACUGGAUAUACGACAAGGAUUUCACCGAAUUCGACUUGACCCUAAAUCUGAAGAUUUGACCACCUUUCGUACACGUUAUGGGACCUACAAAUACCAUGUGGUUCCUUUUGGACUCACCAAUGGACCAGCUGCCUUCCAGCGAUUCAUCAAUGACACCUUGAUGGACUAUUUGGAUGAUUUUGUUACUGCAUUUGUGGAUGAUCUGCUCAUCUAUUCAAAGAAUGCUAUUGAACAUGAGCUUCAUGUGAAGAAGGUGCUUGAACGGCUACGCGCAGCAGGACUCCAAGCUAGUAUCAAGAAGUGCGAGUUCCAUGUUACUCGGACAAAGUAUCUCGGAUUUAUUUUAACAACGGAUGGCAUUGAAGUAGACCCAGAGAAGACUGCUGUGAUCUGCAACUGGGCAGUGCCAACCACUGUUCGAGGUGUGCAAUCAUUCCUUGGGUUCUGUAACUUCUAUCGAAGAUUCAUCAAGAACUACAGCCGCAUUGCUAAGCCACUGAACCACCUGACGAGGAAGGAUGUGCCAUUCACCUGGACUAAUGUAUGCCAGGAAGCUUUUGAGGAAUUGAAAAAAUAUCUGACUGACGCCCCGAUACUGCGACACUACCACCCUGAAUUAGAGACGAAGCUGGAGACUGAUGCAUCAGAUGGAGUGGUGGCUGGAGUACUCUCCCAGAAGCAUGGAGACCUCUGGCACCCAGUUGCUUAUUAUUCAAAGAACAUGUCUGAUGCUGAGCGCAACUAUGAGAUCCAUGACAAGGAAAUGUUAGCUAUCAUCCGCGCACUGCAAGAAUGGCGUGCUGAACUUGAAGGACUGCAACUCCGAGAACGCUUCAACAUCUAUACAGAUCAUCGAGCACUAGAAUACUUUAUGACAACAAAGAAGUUGACUGCACGGCAAGCCAGAUGGGCUGAGUUCCUCUCCCGAUUCUAUUUCCUGAUUCGAUACCGACCUGGACGAGAGAAUACCCUUGCAGAUGCCCUUAGUCGACCAGUGACAGAUAUCCAGAAGAAGGAUGAGUACCGUCACCAGAUCUUGCUGAAGCCAGAGACUGUUGAAGCACCAAUUCAGGUGAAUGACCUGGAGCCAGCAUUACAGGUAGUGGAUCAGAUACUCAAGGCCAACCGCAACUCUGCUACAGCAGAAGGAUAUCACAAGAAAGCUCAAGAGGGAAAGGAUGACUGGACUCUCCAAGAUGGCCUGCUACUGAAAGGAAACCGAUUGUUUGUUCCUGAUGAUGACCCUGAACUCCGCACCCGACUGCUUGAUGAAGUGCAUGCACAAGUAUCAACUGCACACCCAGGGAGAACAAAAACCCAACAGCUCAUCAGAGCACGAUACUACUGGCCAACCUGGAGACAAGAUGCUGAAAGAUAUGUACGGAAUUGCUCAAAAUGUCGGAGAGCUGAGAACCCUCGAGAUCAUGUUCCAGGGCUUCUUCAACCUUUACCCAUUGCUGAGCGCCCCUGGCAACAUAUAUCUAUGGACUUCCGUUCCUUUCCAGUUGACAAGAAUGGAUAUGACGCUGCACUAGUGAUAGUGGAUCGAUUUAGCAAGAGACCCAUCAGCAUUCCCUGCAAGAAGACUGCCACCUCUGAAGAUGUUGCACGCAUGUUCAUCAAACAUGUUUACCGGCAUAGGGGGCCUCCAUCAACUAUCGUAUCAGACCGUGGACCCCAAUUUGUGUCAGCAUUCUGGGAUGAACUCUGCCGAAUCCUUGGAGUUCAGCUGAAGCUAUCAACAGCCUACCAUGCUCAGACAGAUGGACAGACAGAAAUUGUGAAUCAGCAUAUUGUCAACAGACUGAGACCCUUCAUCAACCGCUACCAAGAUAACUGGUCUGAUUUGCUGCCAAUGAUCGACUUUGCUGCAGCAACAUUACCAUCUGAAACGACUGAAGCAUCACCAUUCCUUGUUGAUUGUGGAUAUGAGCCUCGGACCUCAUUUGAUUGGAUAUCGAUUGAAGGAUCCCCUCCCAGAGAUGAGAAGAUUAGUCGACAACGAGCUCAAGGCACUGCCAAGAAAAUGAAGAAUAUAUGGACUGCAGUGGCGGAACAGAUUAAGCAUGCACAGGACCAACAGAGAAAACAAGCAGACCGACGACGUCGCCCUGUUGACUUUGACAUAGGCGAUAAGGUGUGGCUCUCCCUUCGCCAUUACCAGACUGACCGACCAAACAAGAAGCUUGAUAGCCAGAUGGCUGGACCCUUCCCAAUACUCGAACGGGUGGGUAACUCCUAUCGAUUAGAGCUCCCUGACUCAAUGAAGAUACACCCUGUGUUUUCACCAGACAAGCUCCGACGGGCAGCCAAUGAUCCCUUGCCCGGGCAGAUGACCGAGCCUCCAGAACCGAUUGUGGUGGCUGAUGAACAGGAAUGGGAAGUGGAAGAGGUGCUUGCCUCACGCCUAUGUCGGCGUCGGUUGCAGUACCAGGUGAAAUGGAUAGGAUUUGAUGAGGACCGAACUUGGUAUCCAGCCACCAACUUCAAAGGAUCUCCACAUCGAAUACGUGACUACCAUCAGAAGUACCCUGAUCGCCCAGGACCACCAUGUCGACUGCAGGAAUGGCUCAAGGCCUGGGAGGAAGGAGUUGAUGAGAUUGAGGACCAUCCUGAUGAUAACAUGCCCACACAGAGUCUGGGGACAGACUCUGCCUAA